AUGACAGCCCGACAAGACUCCGACAACCUCGCAUGGGACCGGAGCGACGAGCUCUGGGAUGAGGCGGUAAAGCAGGUUCGAUUGUCAUCCCGGUGUCGGAAAAUCGAAUCAUUUGCCGAGGGCAUGUUCAGAAAGCCUGCCAAGUUGAUCACCCCUUUAAUCAUCGGCGGCUUCAACGUCUUGUAUCCCAUCCGGCUCGAGGGCGCUUCCGAUACUGUCCUCGUUCGCCUGCCGUGCCCCAACCAGGCCGUGUUCCCUGAGGAAAAGACACUCGCAGAGGCUGCAACAGCAACGUAUAUCGCUCUGCAUACACGACUCCCGGUCCCGAAAGUUUUGCAUCAUGGUAUACACUCGGAUAUCGGUCCGUUCAUGGUCAUCCAAGACCUCGGGUCCCGGAAGACCCUGAGCCAGGCUCUGGAGGCUCCUCGCCAGGAUUCCAACGAGACGGUCGUCCUCAACCCCGAAAUUCCCGAAAGCAGGCUCAAGAUGCUCUACGCGAAGAUGGCCCGAUGCGUGCUGCAGCUCGUACAACCUACCUUUCCGCGCAUCGGUGCCCUCGUCGAAACGGGCCCUGCGUCCCACUGCGUCGCGGGACGGCCCAUCACUCUGAACAUGAGCAACAUGGUCCAGCUCUCAAACAUACCUGAGUCGGUAUUUCCGCCCAAAGAUACCACGUACCAGACCGCCGACGAGUGGUACGCGGCGCUGGCCGAGAUGCAAAUGGCGACGCUAAUCUUUCAGCACAACGACAUGGUAUCCUCGGAGGACGACUGCAGGAACAAGUACGUCGCGCGCCAGCUGUUUCGCAGGCUAGCCAAGCAAGGGCGGCUAUCGAGUUACGGGUUUGCCGAGGACACCUGGUCCGCCCGCUCCAAGCGCGCUCGCGCAACGUUGCCGAUGCCCGACGGCUCGGGCGCCUUCCGCCUGUGGUGCGACGACUUCAGGCCGGCCAACGUCCUUGUCGACGAGGACGACGACGUGCUUGGGGCCAUUGAUUGGGAGUUCGCGUAUGCCGCGCCGACGCAGUUCGCCCUGGAUCCGCCGUGGUGGCUCCUCCUCGACGUGCCCGAGAUGUGGGACGACGGCAUCGAGGAGUGGGCGCAAGUCUACGGGGGCCGUCUGAGGACGUGGCUCUCGGCGUUGGAGGAGGCGGAGACGGAGAUGGGCGCCGGGUCUACUUUGCCCCUUUCGGCGUACAUGCGGGAAAGCUGGGAGACUGGCCGUUUCUGGCUCGAUUAUGCCGCGAGGAGGAGCUGGGCGUUCGAUACCGUUUACUGGAAGUACUUGGACGGCCGCUUCUUUAGCGAGGGGCGCGAGAGUGAUAGCCCCGUGGAGGAGCGGUGGAAGACGAGGGUGCAUCUGCUCAGCCCGGAGGAGCGGGCUGCGAUGGAGGUGAUGGUGAGGGCCAAGAUGGAGGAAUCAAAGGAGCGGGUUUUGGUUGAAUGGGACGCUGGAGAGGCAAAGCAGCGCCUGUCGUCCUUCUUGUUCGACUAA
Messenger RNA from Colletotrichum higginsianum IMI 349063, 1494 nucleotides. RefSeq names its product Phosphotransferase. The transcript has a single exon. NCBI's taxonomy places the organism in Eukaryota, Fungi, Ascomycota, Sordariomycetes, Glomerellales, Glomerellaceae. The coding region runs from base 1 to 1494 and encodes 497 amino acids. The record is from RefSeq and is a predicted model, not a curated record.